Messenger RNA from Parastagonospora nodorum SN15, 2322 nucleotides. RefSeq lists its product as hypothetical. Lineage: Eukaryota; Fungi; Ascomycota; Dothideomycetes; Pleosporales; Phaeosphaeriaceae. The record is from RefSeq and is a predicted model, not a curated record. The transcript is spliced from 5 exons. Gene Ontology annotation, cellular component: mRNA cleavage and polyadenylation specificity factor complex. Bases 1 to 2322 code for a protein of 773 amino acids.
AUGAGUGCCCAGACGAUACAGCAGUUGGAGUCAGCACGGUCGCUCGCGUUAGGCGACGGUAGAUACUAUCCUACCAUCAUACCAGGCGUGCUCCCUAUUAUCGGCUACAGUGCAGACAAUCAGGCGGUUGACAUACAGCGCUGGGGCGCCGACUUCAUAGCUGAGGCUUUUGCUUCUCCCACGUGGCCUCAGGACGCAAAGGAGACCAGCGCGUCCUCGGUGCUCGCGACGUUGAAGGACUAUCUGGAGCAUGUUGACGACAAGAGCGUGACCAAAAGCGUUGUACAGGCGGCUGCGAGCAUAUACCCGCUGGUAUACCGACAUGUUGUCUCGAACCCGAACGAUGCCCAAGACUGGCAGCUCAUGUCAGCGAUCAAAUCGAGCAUCCUGCGACGAAUGGACAGCGCCACGCCAGGCGUACGAAUAUGCUGCAUCAAGUUCCUGCAACAAGCCGUCCUCGUGCAGACACCAGGCGUCGUGGACCCAAGGAGACCCGAUGGCGGCGACAUCUCCCUUGCCCUCGUUUCCCGCGACCACCCCGUUAUACCGUAUGCGAGCCUCGAAGCAGAAGGGCUCGGACUCCUCGAUCGAUUGCUGGAUAUCAUACAUGGAGAUCACAGGUCAGAUAAGCCAUUUGAUCAGAAAUUGGCAGUGCUGACAGGAUACAGCGACGGGCUAGUUGUAACGGCAACUCUGAACAGUCUGGGCAUACUGAUGCAUCGUCGUCCAAUUGCUGCAAACAAGAUAUUGAACAGCGUGCUCAACUUCAACGCUCUGAAGCUUGCCAAUGCCCCCAUGACACCCAAAAACAAAGUCAUCAUCAAGUCAAUAGAACGUACAACACGAGCUUUGCUUGUGAAUAUCAUGAAGAGGCACCCUGAGAAUCAGGUCAAUGGGCGGAUCCAACAGUAUCUGGAGCGCAUGCACCGAACGCGCAUCGAGAUCUUUGAUGAGUCUCGCAAGCGACCAGCACCUAGUGGACCGAACGAUGGGCUUGAGCAAGCCAAGAGGCAGCGAGUCACUGUGGAGGCUUCUACCAAAGCGCCCUCUGUUCCGCCUCUGCCGGCUGGCGAGGUCAGCUGGCGUCAAUUGUACACGCUCAACCCUGAAGGCAAAAGCACUGUGAACUUUGAUGUGCAAAUGUUCAAGGACCCGGAACAAUUGCUGAGGAUCGUCGUACCUGUCUUGCAAUCUGUCGAUGCACAGAAACUCGAUCAUGCUAUCAAUGCUAACAUGUCGUCACAGAUUGUCCGCUCUCGUUAUCUCAGCCUCAGUCAAGCUGCAACCAAGCAAGCGGCUGCCAAAUUAGCGGCAGCUCCUGCUGCUGAAGACGAGGAGGAAUACGAACCCGACUUCGAGCCUGAAGACGCCGAACAAAUAGUCAAUAGGCUUGACGGCUAUCCUGCAACUGAUGUACCUCAGUCAGGACCUGGAACAGCACUCGCACCCUAUAAACUUCCAGAGGCGCCGCCGCUGUCGGAACAGGAAGUGCAGAAGUAUGGCGACCAAACCGUCUAUCGGGCAUUUGGUAUGCUUGCGAGUGUUGACGAAACUCAGAAGACCAAGGCCAACAAGUCGGGAUUCAACCGUCUCGCAGCAACAGACUACGGUCGGGACGCAUGGGUCACUAUCCUGUCGCGACUAGCUACGCGUGCGAGUGCUGGUCUGGACGAUCCUGAAAGUGGUGUGAAGGAUGAAUACGCUGUCAAAGGGACCAAGGGCAGCACCUCAAUCAGCGAAGCAGUAAGGGAUGGGAUUUACAACUAUAUCCUUCACGAUUGGAAGCGGCGCAUCGACGUUGCCAUAUCGUGGCUCAACGAAGAGUGGUACAAUGAUAAGGUACUGGCUCAACAAACGACGAAAAAUGGAGUGAAUGGCCAUACUCCGUCCAAUAACAACACGAAGCAAGGCAACUACCAACGCUGCGCGCUCCGCAUGUUCGACGGCAUUUUGGGAUUUAUCGAGCAUACCGACAAGGUCUUGAUCCGCUUUUUAUCCGAAGUCCCAGAACUCGAUCACGAUAUCCUGUCUCGCCUGAAAAUCAUGGCAAGGGAUCCUGAGCGCAUUGACCUGGCGUGUCAGACCCUACAAUACUUGUACAUGUUCCGGCCACCGGUUCGAAGGAUCGUGGUAGACACACUGGCGGAGUUGUGGCAAGAAAACGACCGCGCAAAACCGAGCGCUCGAAAGCUGCUGCUUAGGUGGCGGCCAGAGGUACUGGGUGAGGAGAGGUCAGUCACGCCGGCUAUAAAGGCUGAAGGAGACGGACAGAUGGCGAGGGAUAGUGCUAAUGGCUCACUCGAAGUCAAAGCUGCAUCAUAA